Messenger RNA from Penicillium salamii, 3192 nucleotides. Lineage: Eukaryota; Fungi; Ascomycota; Eurotiomycetes; Eurotiales; Aspergillaceae. The record is from the annotation of a GenBank genome assembly.
AUGCACAUCAUCAAGCCGGUCUGGCUCACCCACGGAGGUGAACGCAAAGAUUUCGAAGUCUACAGCUGUGACGUAUCACCAGAUGGGAAACGACUGGUUACAGCGGCCGGAGAUGGAUAUGUGCGUAUCUGGUCGACGGAGGCUAUCUACGGGACUGGAAACGCCGAACUUGAAGGCAAGCCCAAGCAGCUGGCGUCGAUGAGCAACCACUCCGGCACAAUUCACACUGUGCGUUUCUCGCCGAACGGAAAAUACCUCGCAUCCGGCGCCGAUGACAAGAUCGUCUGCGUGUAUAUGCUGGAUGCCAAUCCUCCCACGCACUCGUCGACUUUUGGCUCGGACGAAGCACCCCCCGUCGAGAAUUGGCGCACGAUUCGACGAUUGAUCGGUCACGAUAAUGAUGUUCAGGAUCUUGGCUGGUCGUAUGAUUCUUCGAUCUUGGUUUCCGUGGGACUGGACUCCAAGAUCGUGGUUUGGUCUGGACACUCGUUUGAGAAGCUGAAGAGUAUCUCCAUCCACCAGAGCCAUGUGAAAGGCAUCACCUUCGACCCGGCAAACAAGUUCUUCGCAACCGCCAGUGAUGACCGGACUGUUCGCAUCUUCCAAUUCACUUCCCCUGCACCCAACUCCUCAGCGCACGAUCAGCUGAACAACUUUGUCCUCGAGCAAACCAUCACAGCACCAUUCGCCAACUCCCCGCUGACUGCCUAUUUCCGCCGCUGCUCUUGGUCCCCCGAUGGAAUGCAUAUUGCUGCGGCAAAUGCCGUGAAUGGUCCUGUUAGCUCUGUAGCUAUCAUCAACCGUGGAUCCUGGGACGGUGACAUCAAUUUGAUCGGACACGAAGCUCCUGUGGAGGUCUGCUCGUUCUCGCCGCGACUUUACGCGACGGAAUCUCCCAACAAGAAGCAACCCGACGGUCAGCCAGUGGCGCAAAACUUCAUCACUGUUAUUGCUUGUGCCGGUGGUGACAAGUCCCUCAGUAUCUGGAUCACGAGCAACGCUCGACCCAUCGUUGUUGCUCAGGAGAUGGCGGCUAAGGCAAUCUCUGAUUUGGCUUGGACCCCCGAUGGAAAAUGUUUGUUUGCUACAGCUCUAGACGGGACCAUUGUGGCCGUUAGGUUUGAGGAUGGCGAACUUGGAUGGGCUGUGGAAAUGGAAGAGAACGAGAAGUCACUCAACAAGUUUGGAACCAACCGAAGGGGUGCCGGUAUCACAGAGAACACGGAUAGUUUAUUGCUGGAGGAGAAGAGUAAGGCAGGUGAAAUCAAGCACGUCGAAGGAAGGAUGGGUGCUUUGAUGGGAGAUGGCGCUGAGCCAACUGCCAACGGAGACAAAUCAUCUCGUCCUUCAAACGGAACUACACCUGCUCGUGCCUCAUCGCCACCCCCCGAGGCUCCCAAAGCGCAGACCAAUGGAACUGCUUCAACACCCACUGGGACAGAGGCCGACAAGCCGGAUCCCUACCAAGCCAAGCUCGAGAGACUCAAACAACGACCAACAUACACCAAAGAAGGAAAGAAGCGAAUUGCUCCAUUGUUGGUCUCCGGUGCUGGCGCUGGCGAGUCGUCCCUUCCCCAGGCUCGUUUGAUGGCAUCCGUCAGCAGUCAAGUCAAAUCUGACGCCCCAAGUACAAUUGUGGACCUGUCAAAACCCUUCGAUGGCUUGCCGAAGGGAGGUCUUACUGCACUACUCCUGGGAAACAAGCGAAAGCUAGCUCAAAUGGACGGCGACGAAGACAACAGUGUGGAAAAGCGAGUAGCGCUCGCCAGUCAAAAUAACGCAACCCCCAUCAUGACCAACACCACAGAAGGCCUCCUGCCUGCUCAAGUACAGUCCGCAACAACUGGCCAACAACCAACGCCGAAUUUCAUCCGACCCGCAGUCACCAACCCCUGCAUGUCAGUUAGCCAGCUGCGGUUGGCGGUUCCCAAAAUUCGCAGCCAGAUCCUCCGCGCCUUGGACUCCAGCGGGAAACCAACUGAGCCACCAGCUCCUGGUGCAGAUUCAAGCACCACCAAAGGCCGUGUAGAUGUGGUCUUUGAAGCCAGAAACCCAUCGCCAGCAAGUUUAACCGGCCGCGCUGUGGACCGCGAACCAGUCCGUCUCACACUCUUCCGUGGGGAUCAGCCGUUGUGGCAAGACUUCUUACCACGCACUGUUCUCCUCGUUACUGGUAACCAGAUCAUGUGGGCAGCUGGCUGUGAGGAUGGAUCAAUCUAUCUAUGGACCCCUGCAGGUCGUCGUCUAGUCUGUGGACUUGUUCUCGAGGCACAGCCCGUCAUUUUAGAGUGCAAUGGACCUUGGAUCCUGUGUAUCUCCUCGGUCGGUAUGUGUUAUGUCUGGAACGUGAAACAUCUAUCCUCCCCUCAUCCACCUGUCUCUUUGCAACCCGUGCUGGACGCUGCCAUUCACACACUCGGUGCAAAUCCCACCGCCGCUCCUGCGGUGACAGAUGCGCGUAUCAACUCAGAGGGUCGGGUCGUCAUUUCUCUAUCGAAUGGAGAAGGCUAUUCUUACUCCCCAUCAUUGUUUACAUGGCAGCGGAUCUCAGAGGCCUGGUGGGCGGUUGGUAGUCAGUACUGGAACACGACAGAUGCACCCAUCAGCAACCUGCAGGCCAAGGAUGCCCAACAAGACAACAAGGAAGCCAAGGCAGCCGUUGCUGCCGGGAUCAUUCCUUGGUUGGAGCGUAACACCACGAACGAGACCCUUCUCCGUGGUAGGGCAUACUUCCUGCAGCGUCUGAUCAAGGUAUUGCUGUCCCGUGAGGGUUACGAGACCUUCGAAUCCAGCGUCUCCAUCGCCCAUCUUGAGAACCGCCUUGCUGCCUCCUUAUCAUUGGGUGCCAAGGAAGAAUUCCGCUUGUACCUGUCUAUGUACGCCAAGCGAAUCGGUGCCGAGGGAUUGAAGCUGAAGGUCGAGGAGCUACUCAAGGGAUUGAUGGGUGGUCUGUUCGACGACGAAGAUGAUGCCAGCGAAGGCAUCACAAAGCUGCAGGCCAACGAACGCGAAGGCCGUAACUGGCGCGAAGGAUCUGACGAUCUAUGUGGCUGGCCGCGAGAACUUCUGCUGAAGGAAGUGAUUCUAGCUCUUGGUAAACAUCGUGAUCUUCAACGUGUUACUGUGCCUUAUGCCAAGCUUCUUGAUAUGGUUGAUUCGGCAUCUGAGCAAGGUGAUGCGAUGGACCUUUAA